Molecule: messenger RNA, 2355 nt
Organism: Lagopus muta (rock ptarmigan)
Lineage: Eukaryota; Metazoa; Chordata; Aves; Galliformes; Phasianidae
Gene: WASHC3
Product: WASH complex subunit 3
Exons: 7
Coding region: 82-687 (201 amino acids)
Biological process (GO): actin filament polymerization; exocytosis
Cellular component (GO): WASH complex
Source: RefSeq, a predicted model, not a curated record
AGGGGGGUUUUGUUUCCGGGCCGAGCACGCCUGAGAACGCGGGGGGCUUCCGGGGUGCGGGCAGUCUAUCGGUCCGCGGGUAUGGAUGAGGACGGGCUGCCCAUCGUGGGCUCCGGCAUCGACCUCACUAAGGUUCCUGCUAUUCAGCAGAAAAGAACUGUAGCGUUUCUAAACCAAUUUGUUGUUCACACAGUGCAGUUUCUGAACCGCUUUUCUACUGUUUGUGAAGAGAAAUUGUCAGCACUCUCUCUCCGUAUCCAGCAAAUUGAAACAACACUCAAUAUAUUGGAUGCAAAGUUAUCCUCUAUUCCUGGCUUAGAGGAUGUCAAAUUUGAAGUGUCCAGUGCAAAUCUGAAUAAUGUUACAAGUAGUCCCAUGGCACCAGCUACUACGGAUCAACAGGCAGCUGUGUCACCUCAGUCUGGACAGAACAAUAAACAUGAAGAAGCACUACAGAAAACGGAGAUAGUAACAGAAAAUAUGAGAACUGUGGCCAAAGACCCAAGAUAUGCCAGAUAUCUCAAAAUGGUACAAGUGGGUGUUCCUGUUAUGGCCAUACGAAACAAAAUGAUUUCUGAGGGGCUAAAUCCAGAUCUUCUUGAGACUCCAGAUGCCCCUGUGCCUGCUUGGGGAGAUGAUGGGAAUGCAGAAGACAGUUCUGAUAGUGAAUCUUCCUUUAGUGACUAAAAAGACCAAUUUUAGCCUUUGGAAACCUCCGUUAAGUGCUAAUGUGUUUGGAGCUUUUGCAAAUAAUGAUUUUGUGUGCAUCACGUGGGUGACAUGAUUUAUCUGACAGCUUUUCUUAGCACUGAGAUCUUCUGCGUUCUCUCCCAAGAAGUCUGGGCAGGCAACGUGUUUGACCUGAACCUUUCCAUCAUGAAAAUUGAUUGCAAUAUCCUUGUGAUGUUUAUCCUUUGUUAGUUCAGAUUCUUUCUGAUUCUUCUGGAGUUACCUAAAAAAAAAACUCAGAAAUUUUGUUUCUUUAAACCUCCAGGUCUGUAAGACUGCAUUCUGUUCAUUCCUGGGUUUCUGUAUAAGACUUCUAACCUAAGUUGCCUUCUGUCCCACAGCAUUCAGUUAAAGUAACUUAUCAAAAUUUAUUUUUAAACUUACGAACUGCCUUUUUUUUUUUUUAUUCCUCUCAAAUAUGCUGUACUUUUGAAGUGGUAUGACAAGAAUUACACUGAAGCCACCUAUCUGGCAGUGUUGGCAUAUCAGUGAUAUUCUGUUUUGAAAGAGCCUAGACUACACGUUUAAAAUACCUAUUCUUAAAGUAUAUACUGCUAUUUGAUUUCAUGCUAGAGGUUAUACAAAGUUGGUAAAUAAAUUCCUGCUCUUCAGUGUAAUUAUUUAUCAAAUUCAGGUUACAGUGGUGAAGGAAAGAUACUGCAAGGUGUGUUGUUUUUUUUUUAAGUCCACUAAGAAAAGCAAGUGACUGGGACAUUGUUAACAGAAUACCAGAUUCUCACUUUUUACUCUCACAUGGGUCAAUAAAAAACAUUUUAUGAGCACUUUUUGGCUUGUUGGAAAGGAGUUGUUGCUGUGCAGUUCACAUAGGAUAAAAAAAAUCACCUCCACGAUAGUGGCCAGGCUGAUAUUUUCAGUAGUCAAAAUUCAGUUUAUGUAAUGGUGAAACUACCUUGCUAUCUUUUGAGGAUGCAUUGGGUAACAAUAUGAAGAAAUCAAUUUGGAGCCAGGCUGGCCCUGAAGACUUCCCUCCAAAGUAGUUAAUCUGCUGUGUGAGUCAAAAAUGACAUUUCAUUAAAGAAUCUUCUUUAAUAUAAUUUGUUCCACAUUAAAUUCUUCAAAAUCUAUUUGAACUCCCCAGACUAUUGUGAUUAUACCAGAAUAGUGUGACCAGGCAAUCAAUCACUUUUUGGUAUUUCACAUUCUUCCCAAGACCAAGAAAAUACUAAAACUGAAUCUCUGAGUGUGUAAAUUUGUUAGCCUUAAUGGCUGAGUCACUAUCUCCUCUCUUAGUUAUUUAUGUCACUUCAAUAGGGUAGCUGAUCUUUUUUUCCUGUAACUUAAGCAUGGCUCCCAUUUGAGUCAAGCAGAUGUAUUCAAGCUCUUCAUAACGCGUAAAUCAGAAUAUAAUCUGAAUCCCUUGGAGGAAGGUAUAUAGGCACUAGAAAGUGUCUAGAAGAGUGAUGAGUUAAUUGUUAUUGAACACAAACAUAUAUUCAAUAGCUAACACUUGGCAAAACUUGAGAAAUGUUAACAUAUUAGCAAUAAAUAUUUCAGAAGUAAAUGUUAUAAUGUUACUUUAGAAACAUAUUAAAAAACUUUUUGAAAUCUAUAUUUGGAAGGUUAUUUAAGUGAUCUGUAUAAUAAAAGCGGUGUUUUGUAAACCAA